ACAAAAAAAAAGGCUCUCUCUUUGUAUUUGUUUUUCUUUUUCAAUUCACAGACAGAAUCGAAGAGAAUCCAUCCAUCCCUGAGAAUCACUGAAGAACAAACCGAAAUCUCAUACUCUAUAAAACCUCAUCCUCCUUCUUCGACGUUUGAUUCAAUGGAUGUUUGAUUUUCUCUAGGGACUGCGUUUGGUGAGGAAGAUUUUUACUAUGGAUGCUGAAGUUAUCUUAGUUGCUGAUGGGGCUGAACCUGCUCUUGUAAAUGGUGGUUUAACAAUGGAAAAUGGUGUUACUUCUUGCGAAACCAUGGAUACUACUUCAGAAAGUCAGAAUGAGAAUUCAGGAGAUAGUUCCACUUUGGAUGCAACUGAACACUCCAAAGAGGUUGCAGCUGCGGGUAAGGGUACACAAGUUGAAAGUGUAGAUGAACCGAAGAGUAUUAAAGGCCAAAAGGCUCAACGGAAGCUGAAGCAUGAGAAACUCUUAAGUGGUAAAAAUGUUCCAUCGGUUCAUAUCAAAAUGAAGAGAGAGAACAAAGGUGCAGAUGCUAAAGUGGAAGUAGCAUCAAAUGGUUCGGUUGCUCCUAAUGCUCACACAACAAAGUCUUUAAAGAGCACAUCAGUCAAUGGUAGAGAAGCUGAACUCACUGAGCAUGGAAAGCAAGAAUCUGCACCUGCUGAAAGCGCCACAGGGGACAAGGUGAAAGCAAAGCCUCAGAAGAAACAAGUCCAUGAAACAUCUGACGAUGAUACUCAGUCUUCUUCUAAUAGCCCGCAAGCAGACGAUGGCAAACCUCGAAAAGUUGGUGCACUUCCAAAUUAUGGGUUCAGUUUCAAAUGUGACCAACGUGCUGAAAAGAGAAGAGAGUUCUAUGUUAAGCUUGAGGAAAAGACUCACGCGAAAGAAGAGGAGAUUAAUAACAUGCAAGCCAAGUCCAAGGAAGCACAAGAAGCUGAGCUUAGGAAGCUAAGAAAGAGCUUGAACUUCAAAGCCACACCUAUGCCUAGCUUUUAUCAAGAUCCUCAGCCUCCUAAAACAGAGUUAAAGAAGAUACCACCAACAAGACCAAAAUCUCCAAAACUUGGACGAAAGAAGACUGAUUCUGAAGAAACUCAAACUCCUCGCUUAGGUAGACUGAGCCUAGAUGAGAAAGCUUCUAAAGGUAACUCAACUUCCAAGGGUAUUGUGCCAACAUUUGAUCACAAGAAGCAACCGUUGCGCAAGUCGCUUCCAAGAUUGCCAUCUCAGAAAACAGCUCUCCCCGAUGGAAAAGCCGCAACAACAUCAGCAAAGGUGAAACCUGAAAGAAAGAGACCUGGAAAAGAUGCAGAAACUUCAAACCAGUCUUCCCAUCUCACAGAAGAGGAAGCACAAGUGACUGUAGCAUCUUCUAAUGCUAAUGCAGAAGGCUCAGAUGAGAUUGUAUCUCCAAGGAUAGAUGAAGAAAGAGCUGAGUCCAUUGAGGUAUCUGAAGCGGUUGCUGUUGAGCACUGAGAUAUAUACUAUUUACUCUCAAGACUCAUCUUGCAUUAAUUAAGGAGGAAAAGAAGAAAAGAAACCGUAUGAUAUUUUUGUUUAUAUAAUAUCUUGGACCAAAACUUAUCUGAAAAGAAAUGGGUAAAAGUGUGAAAAGAAUCAUAUGGGUUUGGUUCUAAAGGUUGCUGCUUUCAAAUAUUUCUAUGUUUGAUGUU
Messenger RNA from Raphanus sativus (radish), 1686 nucleotides. Its product is annotated as protein WVD2-like 5. The transcript is spliced from 9 exons. Bases 206 to 1489 code for a protein of 427 amino acids. Gene Ontology annotation, molecular function: microtubule binding. Lineage: Eukaryota; Viridiplantae; Streptophyta; Magnoliopsida; Brassicales; Brassicaceae. The record is from RefSeq and is a predicted model, not a curated record.